Molecule: messenger RNA, 4597 nt
Organism: Myripristis murdjan (pinecone soldierfish)
Lineage: Eukaryota; Metazoa; Chordata; Actinopteri; Holocentriformes; Holocentridae
Gene: slc30a6
Product: solute carrier family 30 member 6
Exons: 15
Coding region: 1-1770 (589 amino acids)
Biological process (GO): zinc ion transport; transmembrane transport
Cellular component (GO): membrane; Golgi apparatus
Molecular function (GO): monoatomic cation transmembrane transporter activity
Source: RefSeq, a predicted model, not a curated record
AUGGCGAUGGACGGGCUGAUGUCCACGUCUUCUUCGGGUCUGGCUUACCACAAUGUCGGGGAUUUUUACCCGAGGAAGUUCGGGCCGAAGCCGGACGUGGUGCCGUCCGGGGUGACGGAGAGGAAGGUGGGCCCGCUGGAUAAACCUGACAUGGUGUCGGUGGAUGUCAUCAGCAUCACGGACUCAGACGUGCCCCUGCACAGGAAGAAGCAUGAGCACGACACCUACGUCUUGGGCACCAUUCAUCCAUUCCGGAAAACACACAGAUCCAUCUUUGGGAAACUCCUGCAAGAAUUCAGACUGGUGGCCUCAGAUAGACGGUCGUGGAGGAUCCUGCUGUUCGGGGCACUCAACCUGCUGUGUACCGGCUGUCUGCUGAUGUGGUGCAGCUCCACCAACAGCAUGGCCUUAACUGCCUACACAUACCUCACCAUCUUUGACCUUUUCAGUUUGAUCACCUGUCUCAUCAGUUCCUGGGUGACCAUGAAGAAACCCAGUCAGCUCUACUCCUUUGGGUUUGAACGACUGGAGGUUUUAUCCGUGUUUGCCUCCACUGUUCUUGUUCAGCUUGGAGCCCUGUUCAUUCUGAAGGAGAGUGUGGAGCGCUUCAUGGAGCAGCCUGAGGUCCACACAGGUCGUCUGCUGGUCGGGACGUUCGUAGCGUUGUUCUUCAACCUGCUCACUCUGCUCUCUGUCAGGAACAAGCCCUUCGCCUACGUAUCAGAAGCGGCCAGUAGCAGUUGGCUUCAGGAACAUGUGGCAGAUCUCAGUCGAAGUCUGUGUGGCAUCAUCCCAGGUCUCAGCAGUGUGUUGCUGCCUCGUAUGAAUCCCUUCGUCCUGAUCAACAUGGCAGGAGCUCUUUCCCUCUGCAUCACCUACAUGCUGAUCGAGAUCAAUAACUACAACGCAGUGGACACAGCCUCCGCGGUCGCCAUCGCCCUCAUGACGUUUGGCACCAUGUAUCCUAUGAGUGUGUACAGUGGCAAGGUGCUGCUGCAGACGACGCCGUCCCACGUCAUCGGCCAGCUGGACAAACUGCUGAGAGAGGUGUCGACUCUGGACGGCGUGCUGGAGGUCCGUAACGAGCACUUCUGGACCGUCGGCUUCGGAUCCCUGGCGGGCUCGGCGCACGUACGAAUCCGCCGCGAUGCCAACGAGCAGCUGGUUCUGGCCCACGUCACCAACCGGCUGCUGCCGCUGGUGUCCACGCUGACCGUCCAGAUCUUCAAAGACGACUGGACCAGGCCUCUCCUCUCCGGGGCGCUCCCUUCCUCCAACCCCUCCUCUUUCACCUCCUCCUCCGUUCCCCCGGGCGCCGUCGAAGGCUACGCCGGCCUCUCCUCCUCCUUCUCCUCCUCCUCCGUCCCCGCUCACUUGACGUCCGCGGGGGGCGACUUGGAUCCGUUGACCUCCACGCCCUCCAAACUCACCAGCCCCCCGCCCGAAUUCUCCUUCAACACCCCGGGCAGGAACGUGCAGCCCGUGGUGCUCCCCGCCCCGCCGCACCACGCCCACCGGCCCUACGCAGGCCUGGGACUCAAUUACGGACCGUCGCCCUACACGGGGAUGCUGAGCCAGGGCCUGGCCCGGCCGGGAGCGGGCCUGCAGGGCGUCGGGGCCGGAGCGGGGAUGAGGUUUGGACUGGGCGCGGCCGGGGCGCCUUCCUCUCAGAGCUACAGAACUGCCUUAGGAGGGUCGACCGCGCCUCUGCGGUUUGGAACCAGCAACCCUGUGGCGUCCCAGUCACAGUACAGACAGUAUCGACCCUGAACGCCACGCUAGGAGAAUUAGGAACAGCAGCAGCGGGCCAAAACUCUGCUGCGGGAUAUUUCAAAUACUUGAAGGAAACGUGAGGCGAUCGGUUGGUUCAUCAUGUCAUGGCUCGCAAAAAGCGUUUCUCAGAACUUCAGAUAUUUGAAACCUUGUUCAAAUCCAUAUUUUUUUGCUCCAGGUUGGACUGGCAGACACUACAAAAUUUCCUCCCAGUGUGGCCACCGCACAAAAAUGUAAAAGAUCUGGGUUGAUUCUCUGAAGUUUUGGUGCUUCAUUUUGUAGUGAAAUCCUCCCCUUUCUUUAGAAGGCGGGGACAAAGGAGUGAGAGCCACAGAGAAUAUAUUAAGGUAUUUAUUUUGAUGAUGAUGAUGAUGUGACCAAGACAUCCAAUGCUGUUGGAUUUUCUGUCUUUGUGUCUUUCGUUUUUUGCAUUAGGAUAUUGGGAAUGAGGGACAUACUUUGAGAAACAAAGCUUUUCUAAAUGUUUGGGGGCUGGUUCUGAGGCUUAUGAGGGACACGAGUUGGAGGAGUGAAAACAAGAGGCGAGGGUGAAGGUUAUCACGUCUUCCUCCUUCACAAAAAGUCCUUUAUAAUUCUCUGUAAUUUCCCUGUCCCUCAAAAAUCCAUAAAUUCUCCUGGUAAGACGUAAAGGUUUUGGGUACCUGCUAAGAUUCGUCACAGCUGAGGCUGUGGUGCACCGGGCGGCUUUUUGGGCAACGUGAGUCGAGACACAGAGCUAAAAUGUGUUUUUAGAUUUUAGAACAAACUUCAAGCUUCUAGAUCACCGAUACCACAAGCGUCCAGUAGCAGGUGGGAAGAUUAGCGACCACUUUCUGGAAGCUGAUGGGGAUCCAACAUAAAGAAUAAGCAGAUCACCCAGACAGUAUUAUUUUUAUUCUUAGACGAUGCUCCUUUGAAUAAUCAUGUCUCUUUUCCACCAAAAUGUUCCUCAGUCUCGCUCUUGGAAGAAGGGUUAGGGCAGACUUCGUUCCCUAACCUCUUGUGAGUUUGUGUUUCCACCGAUUCCCAAAAACAGAGAACUUGAUGCGAAUAAGGACGAGGAGUCUCAUCUUUUUUUUUUUUUUUUUUUUUUGCAACCAGCAGCAAAACAGUAAAUCCGAAAGAUAUCAAAGCCAUUGUUGCACUGUUGUGCUGCUGCAUUUGGUUUUGGAGAAGAAACUUGCGCAGGUUGAAAAUGAGAUUGAGGGCGCAAGAAAACCCAAAGCUGAAAAGAGGAAACUGCUGUAGUCGCCGAGAGAGACCGUGUUUGUUUUGGUCUCAGUUAUGAGCCAAACGAUCUCUAGACAGAUCAGCUUUUUAAUAAUUUGUAUUUUUAACCUCUCGCUCCUCUUCUAUCUGAGAUCCACCAAUCUGUCUAAGAACAGUGCGCACGAUUCUUUGGCACUGCUCGCGUUAAACCUUCGCCCCAGCAGCCCCAACAGGAACCUGGAGAGGAUGACCUCGAUUACAGGGAUCGUUUUAAAGUCAGGAACUGAACCUCCGGGACAAAAAGAGGGACUGGUUCAUUUUUCAGAAGGGGGCGUGAUCUGUGAUAUCUAUGAUCAAAUUUAUUGUGACUAGAAAUUUUUACAUAUUCAGUGAAUUCUGAGACCGCGGAUGAGGCUGUGUUGCCCGAAAAGUUGCCCGGUGCUUUCUUGGCCUUAAAGUCCUGACCUACAUGAUUAUCGCUGCCUACAGUUCAAACAGUCAGUGUUUCAUGCCUCUAAUCAAUCAAUGAACUCAAUAUGAAUUCCAUAAGGAGCUGUUUGUUUAUGCCAGUGAUCAUUUUCUAAGACAAGGUGUCAAUUUUUGUUUUGUUUUAUUCAUUCACGACAUGAAAUUCACUGUUUGUUUGUUUUUCUGCAGAACUUGUUGCCGAGGACAUGAAUUCAGUGAUCGCCACAUGAAAGGCAGAUUCCAGCACAUCUUUACGUUUGAGUUUAAAUAAGACCUUUUCUUACAAAAUGGAUUUAUGGAACACAUGUAAUUUAAUUCCAAUACUUUUUAAAGGAUGGACGGUAACUCCAGCAUUUUGCUGACAAAGUACUUCCUCUACAGAAUGAAUCCGUCAUACUUUAGGUAUCUCGUAAUUGUUUCAGGUAAUCGUUUUUUCCAUAUAUGUCCUCAGCGACCGUUCUGCAGAAAUCAUUUGCUUAUUGAUUUUAUGAUCGUCUACAAAACGGCCUUCUUCUCUUUUGUGCUGUGCUCAGAUUUUGCCUUUUCUUCACGUUUGGCAGAAAUGUUCUUUGGCUUGUCUGGUGGAAACCCAGCUGACACUAAAUCUCUUUUACCACAGGAGAGAUUUUGCGUUUCCUACAAGACAAAAUGUCCGGCCUCUGUGAAUCAGACUUCAGAAAACUGUGUUUUAAAUAUAUUUACUGAUGGUUAUGAAAUUACCAGUGGUAAGGAGCAUUCCGUAUACUCUACAGGGGGAUGUGACUGGGAUACUGAUGGGGCGAAUGGGGACCAUCUUCCAUCCAAGUUUAGGGCUGGGUGAAACCGGAUCAGAGCCGAGAGAAAUCUCAGCACUGAUCCGGGUUCAGGUGUCAGUUUUGGAUUUAAGCUUUCAGAAGCCCUGAAAGGUGAGAAUAUCACAUGAGAAGUGAAAAUAACAGACAAAUAUGCAAAUAUUUCACCACAAAUUAUUUUCCUUCAGCAGAAAAAAACAUCCCCGAGAACCGGUAUGGAAUUUAUACUUUAAAGAAUGGUGUUGUGCCGGAAAGCUCCCAGCGGUGCCCAGGCCUAAUCAGACAUAUUACAUGUAUGUUUAUUUAAAAAUGACUGGGGUUUGGUUAUUAAAAGAAAUAAUAACUUUAACUCUCCA